GUGGUUGUCUGUGCAUGAGCGUGUGAGGCGUUCUUCAGGAAAGACAGAAAAAAAGUUUGGACGUACUUGCUACCAAGUUUUUUAGGAAUGAACGCAGAUACGUGCGUUUCAUACUGCGAUAUGACAUCCAUGGAUUCAUAUUAUAGCCCGUCCACGGCGCAAGGUAGGGAUCAGCAGGCCAAUCCUUUCAGGACAUUCCAGCCAAGUGACAACAAAUACAGCCCCGCUUUCCUCCCCAGCAAAGGUCAAGCUUACGGGGAGAAGUCGCGGAGUCCUUUCCAACAGGAGUGCCAGUCAUUGGAUGCGCCGGGUGGGGAAGGCACCUUUAACAAAUACCACCUCUUCAUGCAGAGACCUACUUGCAAAACACCCCCGGAAGGCAACAAACUCCACCAGGACAGCGGGCACAACGGCGCACUCAUCUCCUGCUAUGGUAAAGACGGCACUGGAUUGACAGACUCAGAAUUGCCCCCGAGCUCUGACCCCACGGGGAUGGAUGGCAGUUACCUCAACGUGAAGGACCCGGGUGUGAAAGGCCCUUCGGAGCGGCCCGGCUCUGAGCUGACCAGCCCCAUGGAGAAAAGCGAGGCCGAGAGCAACAAGGGCAAGAAGAGGCGCAACCGCACCACCUUCACCAGCUACCAGCUGGAGGAGCUGGAGAAAGUCUUCCAGAAGACGCACUACCCCGACGUCUACGCCCGCGAGCAGCUCGCCCUGAGGACUGACCUCACAGAGGCCCGGGUUCAGGUCUGGUUCCAGAACCGCCGGGCAAAAUGGAGAAAGCGAGAGCGCUUUGGCCAGAUGCAGCAGGUCCGCACUCACUUCUCCUCUGCCUACGAGCUGCCUCUACUCACCCGACCAGAGAACUAUGCACAGAUCCAGAAUCCGUCAUGGAUAGGAGGCAGCAGUGGUGCGUCUCCAGUGCCCGGCUGCGUGGUGCCCUGUGACAGCGUGGCGCCCUGCAUGACCCCCCACCCGCACCCUGGCAGCGGCGUGAGCGACUUCCUGGGCGUGCCCAACCCAGGGGGCCACAUGGGACAGACGCACAUGGGCAGCCUGUUCGGGGGCCCUGGCAUGGGCGGAGCCAUCAAUGGUUACGACCUCAACGUGGACCCCGAUCGCAAGUCGUCCAGCAUCGCCACGCUGCGAAUGAAGGCCAAGGAGCACAGCGCGGCCAUCUCCUGGGCCACAUGAUGCCCUGGACUGGGACAAACACACACAGACACCCCCUCACCCUACCCCCCAGCCCUCCGACUGUCAACAGAGCUUCCUCUCUAUGCCCAGCUCCAUGGAUUUUCAGUUGAAAUAUAAUCGCAAGCCAGACUAUAGAGAGAGAGAGCGGCAGUAAUUACAGGAGGAUUACGUUAAGAAUGUUUAUAGAAAGAGAGAGGGAGAUGAAAAGAGAGUGGUCAACAUUUUUUUUCUUCAGUUGACUUUUUACUAGGAAGGGGAGAGAGUGGUC
Alosa sapidissima (American shad) is the source of this 1462-nucleotide messenger RNA. RefSeq names its product homeobox protein aristaless-like 4. The coding region runs from base 88 to 1194 and encodes 368 amino acids. NCBI's taxonomy places the organism in Eukaryota, Metazoa, Chordata, Actinopteri, Clupeiformes, Clupeidae. The transcript is spliced from 4 exons. The record is from RefSeq and is a predicted model, not a curated record. Gene Ontology annotation, biological process: regulation of transcription by RNA polymerase II. Gene Ontology annotation, molecular function: RNA polymerase II transcription regulatory region sequence-specific DNA binding; DNA-binding transcription activator activity, RNA polymerase II-specific.